UUUUUUUUUUUUUUUUAAGGUAAAAAAGAGCAGCUUUUUUUUUAUUUUUGAGUGUCUAAAAUAACAAACCUGAACUGUUCUGUUUGAACGGUAAACCUUUUAUGUUAAUGCUACAGUUAACAUCUUUUCUGGGUAUCCCGUUUGAAAACGACGUCGCGCCUGUUUAUCUUCUACACUGACCAUUACAGCCUUUUGAAAUCUUAAGUCUUAUAUCACACUGAACUGAAGAUGAAGGACCGACUGGAACAACUAAAAGCGAAGUCGGAUCAAACUCCUGAUGAUGUGGAAAUUCCAGUGGAAAAUAAAGAAUUUAUGGAUGAGUUCUUCACUCAGAUUGAAGAAAUCCGCACCAGCAUAGACAAGAUUGAUGAAAAUGUAACUGAGAUAAAGCGACUGUAUUCUGUCAUCCUCUCUGCACCUACUUCAGAACAGAAGACACAGGAUGAAUUGGAAGCAGUUACCAAUGAGAUAAAGAAACUGGCUAACAAUGCUCGCAACAAACUCAAAAGCAUUGAGCAGAGUUUGGCAUCUAACACUGAGGAGAGGGUUUCAGCAGAUAUGCGGAUAAAGAAAUCUCAGCAUGCCAUUCUUGCUAAGAAGUUUGUAGAGGUGAUGACGAAAUACAAUGAAGCCCAAAUGGAGUUUAGAGACAAGAGCAAAGGGCGUAUCCAAAGACAGCUGGAGAUCACUGGCAAAGCCACUACUGAUGAAGAGCUGGAGGAAAUGCUGGAUGGAGGAAACGCUGCAGUAUUCACAGCAGGAAUUAUGGACUCUGGGAUAUCAAAACAGGCACUAAGUGAGAUUGAGGCACGACACAAAGAUAUUAUGCGACUGGAGAGCAGCAUAAAAGAGUUGCAUGACAUGUUUGUGGACAUUGCAAUGCUGGUGGAGAAUCAGGGAAGCAUGAUUGACAGGAUUGAGAGCAACAUGGACCAGUCGGUGGGUUUUGUGGAAAGAGCUGUGGCUGACACUAAAAAGGCUGCCAAGUUCCAACAAGAAGCACGCAGGAAGAAAAUGAUGAUCAUGCUCUGUUGCACAAUUCUUGCGGUCAUCGGUGGUUCUCUGGUGUACAGCUGGCUGACAUAAACAUCAAGAUAAAAAGGUUGUCUAUUCCUCCAAGUCGUGUCUCUAUCAAAAAUCAAGAGAAGCAUCUUAGUGCCGACGAACCCAAAGCAUCCCUACACACGCAACAUGUUUUCCAGUGCUUGUUCAUCUCAUUUUCCCAUUAAUUUGUCUUUUACAUUCUCUCUGUCUUAUCAGUUGGCCUUGCAUUGUUAGAGGCAUCACGGUAAAAUGUGAUGCGCAAGCUGUCUGUUUAUUUUAGGGCUGUGGUAUGAAAUAUUGCUUUUAUUUAUUUAUUUUCUGGGAGCUUAUGAUACAUCUUAUAUAUGAUGAUGAUGAUGAAAGAUACAUAAGAGGCAAAGUUUUGUUUAUGAGGCCUCAUUUUUUGUAACUGACAAGCGAACCAUUAUACACUACCAGUGACAAAUAUUUUGCUCUUAUUGGAGAAAACUAUUUAUUUCUUAAAAAUUUAAAUCACGUUUUAACCUUUUUUAGGACUAGUCAAAUCUAUUUUAAGUUUUUUCAGUGAAGAUGAACAUGGUUAUGUCUUUACUGACCAUUUACUUAUUUAGUGUAGAUGAGUAACAUUGAUUUAUUUCUUAUGCGUAGCUGGUAUUUUCUCUUAUGUACGUUACGUAAUGACAGUAGAACUGUAUUGUGGAGAUAUGUAAGUUUAUACAGUAGUCUGACUUGAGUUGUUUAGGCUGAGUAAUUGUGAUUAAAAG
Molecule: messenger RNA, 1787 nt
Organism: Labeo rohita (rohu)
Lineage: Eukaryota; Metazoa; Chordata; Actinopteri; Cypriniformes; Cyprinidae
Gene: stx3a
Product: syntaxin 3a
Exons: 11
Coding region: 229-1086 (285 amino acids)
Biological process (GO): intracellular protein transport; exocytic insertion of neurotransmitter receptor to postsynaptic membrane; synaptic vesicle fusion to presynaptic active zone membrane
Cellular component (GO): synaptic vesicle; endomembrane system; SNARE complex
Molecular function (GO): SNARE binding; SNAP receptor activity
Source: RefSeq, a predicted model, not a curated record